Podarcis muralis (Common wall lizard) is the source of this 3327-nucleotide messenger RNA. RefSeq names its product stabilizer of axonemal microtubules 6 (gene SAXO6). NCBI's taxonomy places the organism in Eukaryota, Metazoa, Chordata, Lepidosauria, Squamata, Lacertidae. The record is from RefSeq and is a predicted model, not a curated record. Gene Ontology annotation, biological process: negative regulation of centriole replication; retina development in camera-type eye. Gene Ontology annotation, molecular function: microtubule binding.
CGGCUCCCCGCGCAGGCGCCGAGCGGGCCUGGUGGGCCAGGCCGCGGCGCUUCGCCAAGGCGACGGCCGUGUUUACAAGCGGCCGCGUCCUCCCUCUGCCCUGGUUGUCACCCCGCCCCGUAACCGUCCCGGAGCGCCUCAGCCGCCCAGCUCCGUCCUCUGCUCCGUUUUAAAGCCAUGCCUGUGCGCUGGAAGGGAUUGAGUGAGUACAAGAGGAACUUCAAAUGGAGGAAAUCGGCGCAGUCUAGGCUUUGUAGCUCUGCACCUGAGCAAAAAUGCCGAUGGGCUGGACUUCGAUCGGAUGAGCUUGGAAUUGCAAGAGAACCCAGUUUCAUUUCUAAGAGAAGAGUGCCUUAUCACAACACACAGAUUUCAAAGUCCUUUGAAUGGAUUGGGGAAAAUAAUUCAGAGAAAGAUACGUCAUCAGAAUAUGAAACCCACCGGCCAUUGGAGUUGGGCACAAAAGACAGCAAAGAUGAUGUAAAUCAGGAAAAUAUUAAAACACCUGAUGCACCCAGGCUUCCUGAAAAGGUGCAUUCCAGCCCUGCAAGUUCUAGAUCUGAAUCAACUGUAGCUCUUGCAGAAAGCAAGGUGUCACCACCCAAAACAAUAGGGCAUAUAAACAAAAAACCACUACCUACCAAAAAGGAAUUGGGAGAAAAAGACGGUGAGCUUAACAGAGUUUUGCAGAGGAAAGCAGGCCUGAAUAUUCCAUGGUCAAGCAGCUUCCCUAGAAGCUCUGAGUAUCAACGGCAAUUUAUUUGGAAAACUCCUCAAAAGUUGUCUCCAGUGCUUGCAGCAGACCAGUUUAUUCACAGUUCAAGUAAAUCCAUCCCUCCAUAUAAGUCUCCUGUCAUUAUUCCUGAAACUGAAUAUGAAAGGAGUUUCAAAGCUUCACCCCCUGUGAAAGAACGGAAACAGAGAUGCUGUUUGGAGGAGAAAGAAUGUCCUGUAUCUGAACCUGUAGAAAUUUCGUAUGGAGAAAAGAAAAAGGAAAAGGAAACAUUUUUGAAGACUGCAGAAGAUCAAUCAAAGCUAAGCAAAUCGGAAACAAAGCUGAAACAACAAAAACAAAAACAUAGGUUACUUGGCUUACAUAGAAAUAUUAAGAAAAUGAACACAGAAUACAGAUCAAAUUUCUUGUCUCCAGCACAGUAUAUGUACAAAGAUGGAGCCUGGCUACGUAUCAGGGGAAACAAACCUGAUCAGGUGAAAGAACUUCGGGAGAAAGCAGAGGCCUACAGGCGAAGGGUCCAGGGAACCCACUUUUCCAGAGAUCAUUUAAAUCAGAUUCUGUCAGAUAACAACAGGCUUUGGGAUUUGUCCUCUAAUUCCAGUGCUGAAGAAAUCAUUAGCAACAAUGUCAGAGCUCUAGAUCUUGCAGGGGUCCGUGAGAGAAAGCUCUUGCCACAUCCUGAAUUGCCAAAACAGUUCCAGCUGAACAACACUGGGAAAUUAGGCAUGUCAGACGCUGCCACUGUUCCAGUCAAACAGCGUUUGGUUUGGGACAAACCAGGCAAUGAUGAGCAACUGGAAAAUCAGUCACCAGCAUUAGAGGAAGAAGAGGGGGUGAAACGUAAGCCGGAACCGGAAGAGAUCGAAGAACUGGAAGAAAACGAUAAGGAUGCAAAUACAGACGCCCAGCAAGUAGAAGAAAACAUGAAUUCUCCAGGUGAUAUGGCAGAGUCUUCUUUGGUAUCCUCACAAGAGGGUGGCAGGCUUCCUACCCCACAGCUAAGGGCACUUGGUGGAGCCCAAAGAACACACCAUGACCUUACAACACCAGCUGCUGGAGGUGCUGUUUUAGUAUCUCCUCCAAAAGUGAAGUCUUCAUCCUCGCUGCAUGUGAGGCAGGGGUCUUCAGAAAAGCAUGCCUUGGCAAGUCAAAUCUCAAGGGAAGACUUGAAAAGAAAAUCUAACAGGGCGGAUGACGAGGAUACGCCACUGAGUCCUUCCCCAGCUGCUGGGCUGAAAACUGUGGAUCCUUUGCCUCUGAGGAAAGAUCAAUGGUGCAGCCGAGAAUCGUCAGGUGCAAGAAGCUCUCCAGCUUCAGCAUAUUCAGGGCAGACAACAAAAGUUCCUGGCUUAAAAUCAGCCAAGGAUGCUUCUUUGCCCUAUUGGAGUCCAUCGUGCCGCAUUCAAGGAAUGCUUAGGGAUCCUGAGUUUCAGCAUAAUGGCGGUGUUGCAAGCCCUAAAAGGAGCUGGAUGCAAUUACCACUUCAGGAGAGAAACUAUAAUGAUGAAGAUGAUGAUGACCGAUUGUCCCAGCUAUCUGCUCGAUCUGCUGCUUCUAGUUCACUGGCAUCUCAGGUUCUAGAACGAGCGCAGAGGAGAAAGGAGAACUUCUGGGGCAAAAUGUGAUUGUGUUCAGCUAUACUCCUGAAAUGUUUUGGUAUUUUAAUACCAAUUUCUGGAAAUUAUUUGAGGCUGAAUUCUGGUUGUUUGCACUUACCACUUUGGUAAAAGGGUCCCAUAUAGGAAAUGCUGGAUAUUCACAUCCCCUUAUCUUGGAUAGGACAGGGAUAGAUGACCUGUGAUCCUUUGGGAGUUUUUGCAUGACAGCUCCACUCUGGUCAUUGGCCGCACUGGCUGGGACUGAUGAGAGCUUAGAGUCCAGCAACAUCUAGAGGUCACAGGCAAGGUUCCUGCUGGCAUGGGUUCUGGGAAUGCACAACCUGUCUUAGAUUUGAGCUCUACCUCAUUUGGUCACAAAUGUUUUUAGCUAGAGCAGUGUCAGUUUUGUUCAAAUGGCAUUAUAGCAGAGAAGUGUUCAUCUUCAUCCAUCACAAAGAGGAGAUCGUCAAGUAUUCCCAGUGAAGUAAGAGUAACUAACAUGAAGGAUGAACCCAGGUGUAGGUUGCCAGCAACCUUCAUUGAUUCCUGACCUCAGCAUUUCUUCAUCUCUUCUGGCACUCACUGAGCCCCAAAAUCCUUUAAUCCCACCCAGCAUAUUCAUAUAAAUAAGUCAGAUUCCUCGUGUCAGAUUCAUCAGCACUGAUCUUUAUGCUCCAAUGCAGUCUUGGCAUUCACCCAAAGCUAUUAUGGACCUAACAUGAUUUUUGACUUGGUCAUGUCUGUGCAGGUUCCAGCAGGAAUCAAUGUAGCUUCUGUGGCUGCCUUGGCAAUACCAACCUGAGUCAGUUUUCAUUAUGAGAGUACCAAGUAAGAGACAACCACAGAAGUUACUCUCAUGACCCAACACCACAGCAUCCUGUUACUUUGGUUCUGUCCUCAAUAUACAUUCCAGUGUCACUCCCCUUCACCUGUUAGCAGUUUUAUCAUAAAGACGAAGCUAAAUCUCAGUCCCUAAUACUCCAGGUAAUGAAG